AGCCGUCAGUCUGCUGCCGUAGCCUACCGGGGGAAGGCUGUCCUCACCGGGGAUCUCCUCUCCUCUCUGCCGGACCGGGCCGCCCUACCAAAUCCUGUCCUCCCUGCAGCCCAGACGGUCAGAUUCGUUAUCGGGACAGCAGCAGAGGAGGGGUUCUGUGCGACUGUUUGGUCCUCUAAGGGGAGGAGUCAGUUGUUGAUUCAACGCUGCAAAGAGAAGGCACCGGAGAGAAAGGGCAAGGGGCUGCUGACAGCACAGAGGAAACCUAACAGGAUGAAGGACAAUCCGUCAGUUCAGAGCUAGUUCAGAACGAGUGGAACUGCAGUGGAAGUGGGCGAGGAAGCGAAGGAGCCGGGGGGAAGGAAACCACAUGCCCGGGCCUCGGAAAGGAUCCAAGUCAGUGAUGUUCUCCUCCGGCGGGGAUUACCUCCUCCCCGCUGUCUCCCUCUCGCUCUCUCUUCCUCACUCGUACAACAGAGCAGCAAGCCAGCUCCAAGACUGUGAGCCGUGAGCGCUCGCUGUGCGCGCCUGCACACUUACACAUACAAACUCGUACGUGCAAAUACACACAAGCACACACCUGCGCGUGUGCGUACACACACACCGGGUUGCAUCUUGCUCAUGGUCUCUGGCCUGCGCACCACAGCUCCAGCCCCUGCUCCAGCUCCAGACCAUGAAAAGGCCCAAGCAGCAGACGGGGCCCUUGAGCUUCCUCAACUUCUUCAGCCGGAAGCCCAAAUCGGAGCCGAGACCCGAGAGGCCCGUGGAGGCCUGGCCCAGAGAGGAAGUGGCCAUCACCCUGACCCCGAGCGAGCAUCCGGAGCAGCCCCAGAACAUCACAGCAGAAGAGGCUGGAGAGUCAGGAGUUUGUGGAACAGAAAGAGGAGAAGGAGGAGGGCUGAUGGCAGCAGCUGACGUGGGUGAGGAUGGCGGCGCCACAGCAGAGUGUGUGGGCGGGGUCAGCAGCGGCUCCACCGGCGUCCUGUCUCUUUCCUCCUCCAGUCAGGAUCAGCUAUUGGGCGAACACCUCGAGGAGUGCCCACUGUGCCUGCUCAGCCAACCGCGUUGCCACUUCCCACGGCUCACCUCCUGUUCCCACCGAGCAUGCUCCGAUUGCCUCCGCCAGUACCUGCGCAUCGAGAUAUCAGAGAGCCGGGUGGGCAUUGCGUGCCCGCAGUGCCCCGAGACGCUCGCCCCGUUGGAUGUUCGUGCCAUCCUUGAUGACCGGGCUCUGCUAGAACGCUAUGAGGAAUACCAGUUAAGGCGCUUCCUUGCAGCUGACCCAGAUACACGCUGGUGCCCUGCACCUGACUGCAGCUAUGCCGUGAUAGCUUAUGGCUGCGCCGAGUGUCCCAAGCUGAGCUGCGGCCGUGAGGGAUGUGACACCGAGUUCUGCUACCACUGCCGCCAGCUGUGGCAUCCUGACCAGACGUGUGACCAGGCCCGGCGCCAGCGAGCCCGCCACACCUCAGGCGGCAAUGAUGCCUCCACACUGUACGUCUUCAAUGAAGAACCCGGAGGAGAUGCAGAGGAGAUCAAAGCAUGCCCGCGCUGUGGUGCCUACAUCAUGAAGACCAAUGAUGGCAGCUGUAACCGUAUGAACUGCACUGUGUGUGCCUGUCAGUUUUGUUGGCUGUGUAUGCAGGAGAUCACCGAUGUGCACUACCUCAGUCCCUCAGGCUGUACGUUCUGGGGGAAGAAGCCAUGGUCGCAAACCCGCAAGGUUCUGUGGCAGGUGGGCAUGUUGCUAGGAGCACCGGUGGUCAUCUCUCUCAUAGCAGGCAUCGCCAUCCCGGUCAUCAUCGUGGGCAUACCCAUCUACAUGGGUCGCAAGGUCCAUGGUCGCUGUAAGAAAAACAAUAUCUCAGGAAGUAAGCACUACUUGACCGUGGCAAGUGGAGUGAUGAUGUCAGUGUUUGUGUCACCGGUCAUAGCAGCUGUCUCUGUGGGUGUGGGCGUGCCGCUCAUGCUGACUUAUGUCUAUGGCGUGGUCCCCAUGUCACUCUGUAGGAACGGCUGGUGUCGACCGCAGAGCGAGCCUCCCGAUUCACACAAGAUCCAACUAGAGGAUUUAGCCAGCUAUCUUCUAUUCUCUCAUGUAGUCAGUGACCACUGGACGGGUCAGAACAACGCAGCGCUCAGCAACACAAGCGUCCAGGAAGUCCGAGUCAGUGUACAGGAAGGCGGCGUGCUCCCGAGUACGAGCACCACACCACCGGAGCUAGAUACCUAUCUGGGAUUGGACAAAGCUGCAAAACAUCACGGAUACCCCCAGCAGGAGAGCCAAUCAGACUGCGUGGUUGAUGUGCCUGAUAGCACACAAGCUUUUCCUUUGAGGGAUGGAACCAAUAUUGAGGUGCGUGUGGAAAUUGAGACCCAGCCCCGAGGGGCCCGCCACUCCAGCCUAAGUAGCUUCCUGUCCAACCGGAGCCUGUCAGUCGAAUCCUUGGGACGCUCCCAGUUCCUGUCACAAGAACACCUGCGUGCCUCAGAACUUGACGAAAGAAGAGGAGAGGGAGGAGAGGAGCAGGAGGGAAGAGAGAAGCCAGGAGGAGAGGCAGGAGAGAGAGAAGGGACUUUUUACCCAGUCUUUGAAAUACGCGGUGUAUGAGGUCCUCCAAAACUCCAGGGUACGCCUUUGGCUGAAGAUUUGUCAGGUUUUCCGGAGGCAAACAAAUUCACGAGCUGACAUGACACUGGCUUCCACCUGAAAAUCACCGGCCAAGGCCACCUCCUGCUUCCACCACAGGCCCUCCCACCAGUUGCCUUCUAGUUCUGGCCUCUUAAGGAAGACGCGGGUUUAGAGAGAGCAGAUGAAAAGAAAACAAACAAAAAAAAACAAAAACGAGAGCAUAUGUGCGCGAGUGUGACCGUGUGAUUGUGUGCGUGCAUGAGAUGUUUACUUAGUGUGGGUAUGCAACGACAUAAGAACACUGAAGGGAGAUAAAUGGUAAAAGCAGACGGGAACUCACAGGAUAGUAAUGAAUGAAUUUCAAACAGAACUGACUGAGAGCAUGUUAGCUGACUAGUUCAGUGGGAGUUAGCCUGUUUUUUUUUCUACCGUGUCCUUUAUAAAAGAGACUACCUUACCUACCCUCUAAUAUGAGUAUUUCAUUAACCCCUCUCUUCCUCUGGCUUAUACUUCUUCUAGUGACCUAACUCCACCCUCACUCCCAUUAAAAAAAAAAAAAAGAAAUCCCACAAGCAUGAUUUGUUCUAUUGAGGAGGAAAAUUGUAACAUGCAACUGUCUUGUCACUGAAGAAAAAAAAGCUGUAACCAUGCUGUGAAAUGUUCAGGGGCUUCUGUGCAAACAGGGUCGGCGGCGUAGGUAGGAGAAUCUGUCAAGGGGUACCUGUAGUAUUUUAAAGAUGCAGUGUUCACACCUGAAUAGGGCGAGCUUAAACAUACAAACGCAUGCUGCACCGUUCAGUUAUUCUCUCACGAAAGAAAUUCCGAACAUGGUGAAAACAAGUGUAUACAGCCCAGGUAUCUGAAAAUUGUUCAUUUGGAGACUGUAGCCGAUGACCACGGGACUGAAGGUGCUCUGUGACAUUGUGUCUCCGAUUGGUUGAAAUGAGAGGAGGGCUCGAAAUUACCGUUAAACAGUAUCAACCGAUUUCUGAUUCAAAAGUCUUCCAUUUAAAAGAGAAGGGGGGCAAUUUCUCAGUCAGUGUUGGAACUUUUUCGCCUUCAAGAGGUCCUUUGAAACUUGGUCGGGAGGCGUCUCUCUCUCUCUCUCUCUCUCUCUUGCUCUAGUUUGUUGAAAUGCUUCCUCUAAUGCAGUAUUUUACUCGCAUUAGUGGCAGCGGCAGUGGCAGCAGCACCACGGUGUUUUUUCUGAGGAGCCUCAACAUUAACAAUAGCUGCAUGUUUUUGCUACUAGCUGUUUAUCCAGAAUAACACACACACAUGUUCACGCGCAAGUUCACACAUACACAUUCUCUCUCUCUCUCUCACACACACACACACACACACACACACACACAUGGCAGCCAGUGCAGUUGCAGUAGUGUGCUAAGAGCAUUAAAUAUAAACUAGGGACCCUCUCAAAUGAUCACAGAGCACCAAAAUGACAACAGCAGCAUGCCACCUCAGGCUAUACUGUAAUAACCCCUUCUAGAUGAUUUAUGAUAAAUACAUGAUUACACAUGUACCGUUUAGCUUCCUGAGAGUGAAAUAACUUGUGAGAUGGACUCAGAACUUGACAUGAUAAUCUGUGCCGGGUUGUGGAGAGAAAUUCAAUAAAGAUUUCACCAUGAA
Messenger RNA from Myripristis murdjan (pinecone soldierfish), 4261 nucleotides. Its product is annotated as E3 ubiquitin-protein ligase RNF19A. The record is from RefSeq and is a predicted model, not a curated record. Gene Ontology annotation, biological process: protein ubiquitination. Bases 674 to 2611 code for a protein of 645 amino acids. Lineage: Eukaryota; Metazoa; Chordata; Actinopteri; Holocentriformes; Holocentridae. Gene Ontology annotation, molecular function: ubiquitin-protein transferase activity; zinc ion binding. The transcript is spliced from 10 exons.